UGAUCUAGUUACUACUAUUCUCAACACAUACCAACACAUUGAUUCAUUUUUGAAAAGGAAAAUACAAGAGCUUGAUUGAAGUACAACGCCUUAGACAAGUCUGUCAAAAAAUGGCCAAGCUCCUUUGCUUCCAUCUUUUCUCUGUUUUCAUCGUCUUCCUAGUUUUCAAUUCAGUAAUGGCAAAUGGUGUAACUAUCGACAACUUAUGUAAAGCAAAUCUAGGACCCAUUGCAGGCGAUUGCAAAACAGAAUGCAGCAGUACCAUUCCUGGCAGUGGUGCCGAAGUGGUCAACAAUGAAUGCAUAUGCACAUACCCAUGCAACCAAAGUGUAAUAGGAUAAGAAACAUGUCUGUAUCUUUAAUGUUGGAAUAAGCAUAUUCAAUGCAAAUUAUAAGGAAUGGAAUAAAACAAGCCAUUUCCUUUUUUUUAUUAUAUUAUAUGUUGACUUCGAGUUAUAAACUAAGCCCUUCAAU
This is a messenger RNA of Rubroshorea leprosula, 474 nucleotides long. The record is from the annotation of a GenBank genome assembly. NCBI's taxonomy places the organism in Eukaryota, Viridiplantae, Streptophyta, Magnoliopsida, Malvales, Dipterocarpaceae.